Hemisphaericaspora subhashii is the source of this 1101-nucleotide messenger RNA. Its product is annotated as YIM1. The transcript has a single exon. Gene Ontology annotation, cellular component: mitochondrion. The record is from RefSeq and is a predicted model, not a curated record. Gene Ontology annotation, molecular function: oxidoreductase activity. Bases 1 to 1101 code for a protein of 366 amino acids. Lineage: Eukaryota; Fungi; Ascomycota; Pichiomycetes; Serinales; Debaryomycetaceae.
AUGCAAUUCACAACACCUGAACUAUCAUACAAAGCGUACGGUUAUAAGAACAGUAACAGUCCUGUUGUUCAAUUCACCAAACAGCUCAAAUUGGUACCAUCUCCUUCAACCCUGGAAGGCGGCACACCUACCUAUGUUAUCCCUGAUGAUAAAAUCCUAAUCAAAAUUCAUUAUGCAGCAUUAAACCCUGUCGAUAUCAAAUUGCGUCAAGUAGCCUUCCCUUUGUUAGCUUAUUUCUCGCGCGCUGGUCCUUAUAUUGGAAUUGGAAGAGAUUUCUCGGGGGAGGUUGUUUCUGUUGGAUCCAAAAUCACAAAUGUUAAGGUUGGGGAAUUCAUUCAAGGUUUCUAUCCUGGAACAUUCGCAGAUGGGACAGUCGGAGAGUAUUUCCUGGUCCUGCCUUCUGAACUUGUAUUCCACCCAAUUCCAUCCAAUAUCACCCCGUUGCAAGCCGCUGCAUGGCCUUUGGUUUUUGGAACUGCGAUAACAUUAGCUAGCGGAUUGGAACUAGAAGGGAAGAAGAUUCUCGUGUUAGGUGGAGGGACCACGGUUGGGAGGUUCCUUACUCAGAUCUUGCAUAUUGAGAAGGCCAAAGAAGUGGUGGUAACCUGUUCACAAUCAUCUCGUGAAAUUUUGACUAAAUACGGUGCUACUUCUAUUAUCGACUAUAAAGCCCAUAAAAACAUUGCAAAUCCUGUUUUGGAAUCUGUUAAAGAAACUGGCGAAUUUGAUCAUAUUAUUGACUGUUGGGGAGGGAAUGAAUUGUUUAAACAUAUGAAUACUAUCAUAAAACGAGGUGGUUAUUAUAAAACAAUUGUAGGAGACUACUCCGGUAGCAGUGGUGGAGUGCUCAUGUGCGCGACGUUUAUGGGAUUUUAUAGGAUGACUAUGUCGAAAUUGAACUUGUCGAGAUAUAAGUAUUGGUUAGGCUUGCUUCCCAAUGAUCCUACCUGGAUGGAGAAAGGAUGUAAAUAUAUUGAAGAUGGUGGAAUUGACAUUCCGAUUGAUCAUAUCUAUAACUUUGAUGAGUUUGAUAAGGCACUUGAGAAGUUAGAGGAGCAUUCUGCAAAAGGAAAGCUUGUAGUUAAGGUUAUUGGAGAUUGA